Messenger RNA from Drosophila arizonae, 3500 nucleotides. RefSeq names its product Resistant to dieldrin (gene Rdl). The record is from RefSeq and is a predicted model, not a curated record. Gene Ontology annotation, cellular component: membrane. Gene Ontology annotation, biological process: monoatomic ion transmembrane transport. Gene Ontology annotation, molecular function: extracellular ligand-gated monoatomic ion channel activity; GABA-A receptor activity. NCBI's taxonomy places the organism in Eukaryota, Metazoa, Arthropoda, Insecta, Diptera, Drosophilidae.
AACAGAAAAAAUAAAACAGAAAAGAAAAGAAAAUAGUUCAAAGCGAGCCAUAGAUACAUUUUCCACUUCUUCUCUGGUAUGGCCAAGAGCAAACACAGUUUAAAUAAAUGCCAACAAAAAUAUGCCAAAUUCCGCACAAUUGUUGAACUAUUAGAAACUUAACAAAAGAAAUCAAACAAUAAGGAAAGACACACAACUUAAUUGGAAACAUAAAUCGUAGUAAAAAUGUCAAAGGCUAAAGCUAAAGGCAAAUUAAAUACACGAACAAUUCCCAAACCCAAGCACCUAAAAUGAGAGAAUUCAACUGCAACAACAGCAACAUCAGCAGCAACAACAACAAUAACAACAACAGCGGCAGCAGGCGCUGCUUAAAGGUCGAGGACAAUAAAGGUGCAGUGCGAAUAUAGCAAUAAGCAGGACACUUAACCAAAACAAACCACAAAGGCUAUGGAAUGGAGCACCUAUUUGGAUGACGAAUUGAAAGAGCGACAAAGCGACAGAAAUAGAAAAAUGAACAGCAUACUGAGCUAGAGUCGAGUCAACGCAGCAGCCGCAAAACGAAUGAGAGAGAGCAGAGCGAGGGCUAACACGAGGCAAUUGGCAAUUGAUGUGGCCGCGGACAACAACAACAACAACAGCAACAGUAACAGCAACAGGAACAACAACAAGGCAACGGAGCAGAGAGACAACAAACGAGGAGACGGCACAACAACAACAACAACAUCAGCAUCAGCAUCAACAGGAGACAAUCGCUGGUAUAGUGUCUCAUGCCAGUCGUCGUCUGCAGCGGCACACGCCCAGCGCAGUUGAGCUCGAAUCGAUCUCCGAUUCAGUGCUGCUCUGUCAGCAAUUGAUGCUAUUCGUUUUGGCAUUGUUCUGGUUGAGCUACGCCUGGACAGCGCGCAGUCAAACGAUAUCGCAUUGGCAGCGCAUGUAUUGAGACAUUAACUAACACACGCACACACACAGAGACACGCUCACACAAAGACACACACACACACACCCACACACACAUACACAGCUACUAACGCAUGCACUGAUGUACUGACUGAAUGCCUCGCUGCCUAAACAUACAACAACAACAACUAAAUCACUGACUGAGCGACAGGAAAUUAGAAUUGGAUAAGCAAAGAAGCUAUACAACUGAACGAAGACAAAGAAGAGGAAGAAGAAGAAGAAGCAGAGAUCAUUACUUAACUAAAUACUGCAACUGUAACUGUAAAACAUCAACUAAUACUUACUUUAUACCAACAACAACAACAACAACAAAUUACAUUGUUAAUGCCACGCUAAAGCAACAAAAACAAAAACCAAACGAAAAAAUUUUUAACUAAGCAAUAAUACGCACCCUCGAAUAAAACCCUUCCAAGUCAAAAGUAAACCCUUUUGACUUUUGCCACGCACCACAACAGCAACAACAACUAAUUGCACCACCAUGAGUGUUUCAGCAAUGGAUAAAUUAACUAUACUAACGCCCCGCACCCGGACGCCCCUGCUAACAAUUUGGCUAGCCAUAAAUAUGGCGCUAAUCGUACAGGAGACGGGCCCCAAACGGAGCACCACAGUGCAAUCUGCAACUGGCGGCGGCAGCAUGUUGGGUGAUGUAAACAUAUCCGCUAUACUCGACUCCUUUAGUGUUAGUUACGACAAAAGAGUAAGACCCAAUUAUGGUGGACCUCCUGUCGAAGUCGGAGUCACCAUGUAUGUGCUAUCAAUCAGCUCGCUCUCAGAAGUGAAAAUGGACUUUACAUUGGAUUUUUACUUUCGUCAAUUUUGGACCGAUCCUCGUUUAGCGUAUAGAAAACGACCUGGUGUAGAAACACUAUCGGUUGGAUCAGAAUUCAUAAAGAAUAUUUGGGUACCUGACACCUUUUUUGUAAAUGAAAAACAAUCAUAUUUUCACAUUGCAACAACCAGCAAUGAAUUCAUUCGUGUGCAUCAUUCUGGAUCGAUAACAAGAAGUAUUAGAUUGACUAUCACCGCAUCGUGUCCAAUGAAUCUGCAAUAUUUUCCAAUGGAUCGACAGCUCUGUCAUAUUGAGAUCGAAAGCUUUGGUUACACGAUGCGAGAUAUCCGAUAUUUCUGGAGAGAUGGACUGAGUAGUGUGGGAAUGAGCAGUGAGGUCGAACUACCGCAGUUCCGCGUUUUGGGACACAGGCAGAGGGCGACCGAAAUAAACCUAACCACAGGCAACUAUUCGCGCUUAGCCUGCGAAAUACAGUUCGUGCGCUCGAUGGGCUAUUAUCUUAUACAAAUCUACAUACCCUCUGGACUGAUCGUUAUUAUAUCAUGGGUAUCAUUUUGGCUCAAUCGCAAUGCAACGCCGGCGCGUGUGGCGCUCGGUGUGACAACCGUGUUGACAAUGACAACGUUGAUGUCGUCAACAAAUGCGGCGCUGCCAAAGAUUUCGUACGUCAAAUCGAUUGACGUCUAUCUGGGAACAUGCUUCGUUAUGGUCUUUGCCAGUCUACUGGAAUACGCCACCGUCGGCUAUAUGGCAAAACGAAUUCAAAUGCGAAAACAAAGAUUUAUGGCGAUCCAAAAGAUAGCUGAGCAGAAAAAGCAACAAUUAGAUGGUGUGCAGCAGCAGGCCAAUCCGAAUCCGAAUGUCGGAGGCGGACCCGGUCCUGAGCAUGGACAUGGGCAUGGUCAUCAUGCCCACAGCCAUGGUCAUCCGCAUGCGCCCAAACAAACAGUGAGUAACCGCCCAAUCGGCUUUACAAAUAUCCAACAAAACGUUGGUACGCGCGGUUGCUCGAUAGUGGGACCCUUGUUCCAGGAGGUGAGAUUCAAGGUCCACGACCCCAAGGCACACUCCAAGGGCGGCACUCUGGAGAAUACGGUGAAUGGUGGCCGAGGUGGCCCCCAGCCCCAUGGACCCGGCCCGGUACCCGGCGGUCCAGGCGGACCCGGCGGCGGUGGUGGCGGAGGCGGCGGCGGCGGUGGAGGUGGCGGACCUCCAGAUGCUGGCGGCGACCCGGAGGCGGCCGUACCAGCACAUCUAUUACAUCCGGGCAAAGUAAAAAAGGAUAUCAACAAACUGUUAGGCAUUACGCCUUCGGAUAUUGACAAAUAUUCGCGCAUUGUGUUUCCCGUGUGCUUUGUUUGCUUCAAUCUGAUGUACUGGAUUAUCUACCUGCACGUUAGCGACGUCGUUGCCGAUGAUCUUGUCCUGCUCGGCGAGGAAUAAGCGGCCAUGCCCCCUAAGGGUGGCGCGGAGCCGGAAACGGAGCCUGGCCGGAGGCAACAAGUGAGACAACAGCGCACGAGAGAGUUAAACUGUGCAACGCGCUGAAAAAUAAAGUUAAAAAAAAUCAUUAACCAAAAGUAAUUUUAACUAGAGAUAUGGAAAAAGCAAAAGGCAACAUAUUAUUGUUAAAUACUAAUAAAAAUAAUAAUGAUAAAAAAAAGAAAAGUAAACCAAAAUGGAUGAAAAAAACACACAUAUUAUGGACGAGAGCAAAGAAUAUUGUUAAAUAGAUUUACGCAAUUAAAAAAAA